AUGGACUUGUCUUCAACAUUACUCGUGGCAGGAAUAAUCUUAGUGCUGCUGUGGCUGUUUGGUGGAAACUAUGGUAGUAAGCACCGUUUGCCUCCAGGACCUCGUGCUCUUCCUCUCAUAGGAAACCUUCCACAAAUGAACAAAAAUGAGCCUUUUAAAAGCUUAGUGAAGUUCAGCCAAACGUACGGUCCUGUGAUGACAGUGUACCUGGGCUGGCAGCGGACAGUUGUUCUGGUCGGAUACGAUGCAGUGAAAGAGGCGCUGGUGGACCAGGCAGAUGAUUUCAUAGGCAGAGGACGGCUGCCAUUUCUGUUCAAAGCUACCAAAGGCUAUGGGUUGGGGACCAGUAAUGGCGAACGCUGGCGACAGCUGCGACGUUUCACACUGACAACUCUGAGAGACUUUGGGAUGGGACGCAAGGGGAUGGAGGAGUGGAUCCAAAAUUCUGAUAAAGUCUUUUUUCUGUCUUUCCCUCUUCCUCCAGGUGAACCAUUUGACCCCACAUACGUGACGGGCCGCACCGUGUCCAAUGUGAUUUGCUGCUUGGUGUUUGGCCAACGCUUUCAUUAUGAAGACAAGCAGUUCCUGCACCUCCUGAGCAUCAUCAGUGACGUUCUCAGAUUCAAUAGUGGCCCUCAGGGUCAGUUGUACAACAUCUUUCCCUGGAUCAUGGAGCUUCUUCCGGGCCCCCAGCACAGUAUUUUUGCCAAAAUUCAGGAGGUGAGGGAGUUUAUCCAGAAGAAGAUCCACGAACACAAAGAGACACUGGACCCCAACUUCCCCCGAGACUACAUCGACUCCUUCCUCAUUCGAAUGGACCAGGAAAAGGACAAUCCUGCAUCUGAGUUCAUGUUUGACAACUUGGUUAGUACAGUGAUGAAUCUGUUCCUGGCAGGAACUGAAACCACCAGCACCACCAUCAGAUAUGCUCUCAGUGUGAUGGUCAAAUACCCAGAAAUACAGGAGAAAAUGCAGCAGGAGAUUGACACUGUGAUCGGACAGGACCGUUGUCCCAACAUGGAAGACAGAAAGUCCCUCCCCUUCACAGACGCCGUCAUCCAUGAAGUGCAGCGUUUUCUGGACAUCGUCCCCUUCAGCCUCCCUCGCUACGCACUGUACGACAUCUCUUUUAGAGGCUAUACAAUCCCCAAGGACACUGUCAUUAUUCCGUUGCUGCAUUCUGUGCUGAAAGAGGAAAAGCAUUGGUCAUCUCCCUGGUCCUUCAAGCCCGAGCACUUCCUGGACCACAAUGGCAACUUUAAGAAAAAUCCUGCAUUCAUGCCAUUUGCUGCAGGGAAGAGAGCCUGCGUUGGCGAGUCUCUGGCUCGUAUGGAGCUUCUUAUAUUUUUAGUGUCCAUGCUGCAGCGCUUCACCUUUUCCUGCUCUGAAGGCCCCGACAGCAUAAACCUCAUUCCAGAGUACAGCAGCUUUGCCAAUGUGCCACGGACGUACAACAUCAUCGCCACACCGCGGUGAAAGGAGAAGCUCCACUCGGACAAUCCGACCUGCAACGAUUUCUCUACAACACACGUCGCACAUCAUUGUGACGCAGCAACAUUUACGCAACAGCUGAUGCUUGUUUUUGCUUCGCUGAUACGGUGCACGAGAUCAUCGGAUUUACAGCUUGAUCUUGCCAUGUUUUUGAAUCCUUUUUAAAGAAGCUUUUUCCAUAGAUAAUUUUUCACUGUUCUAAUCAAUUGUUGGUUCUUGUGUCAAUUGCCAAAUUUCUUUCUA
Messenger RNA from Stegastes partitus (bicolor damselfish), 1734 nucleotides. Its product is annotated as cytochrome P450 2F3-like. The transcript is spliced from 9 exons. Lineage: Eukaryota; Metazoa; Chordata; Actinopteri; Pomacentridae. Bases 1 to 1476 code for a protein of 491 amino acids. The record is from RefSeq and is a predicted model, not a curated record. Gene Ontology annotation, biological process: xenobiotic metabolic process. Gene Ontology annotation, molecular function: iron ion binding; oxidoreductase activity, acting on paired donors, with incorporation or reduction of molecular oxygen, reduced flavin or flavoprotein as one donor, and incorporation of one atom of oxygen; heme binding. Gene Ontology annotation, cellular component: cytoplasm; intracellular membrane-bounded organelle.